AUCUGCAGACCCUUCGCAUGAGAACAUGAGUUUCGCAGAUCAUACCCACCGGCCCAGCCUACUCGGACAUGCCAUAAACGGGUCUUGCACCGGACAACAUAUGUCCCAUCCACCGGGUCUAAUGCUGGCAAAAGCCAAACCUCCUCAGCUAUAUGUAGAAACGUAGUUGCGGCCUUUUAACUGGAAGUGUUCGAUCCCCGUCCCCGCAUGCGUAGACCUUCGCGAUGCUCUUUGCGCGAUGUGGGCAGCCGAGCAUAUUAAAUGGCACCUCCCCGCGAUAAAAGAAGUCCUUGUCGCUCAGCCAAGUGUUUAGGGUUUUUUUCGGCUGCCUCCUCCUUACUGGUUCUACAUCAACCUCAAUAUGCGUUUCCAUGACUUCCCAACCGCAGUUCUGGCGUUGGCCGGUACCAUCCAAUCCCUGGUGAUCGAGAAGAGGGACUUGCUUUCGGAUCUCCAGAACCGGGCCCUUGAGAAUCUGAAGGCUGCAGAGAAAAAUGGUACACUUGAGAGGAUAGGAGAGUGCUCUAUUUCUACCGCGACAGUUCGCAAAGACUGGGCUUUCAUGAGCGUAAACGAGCGAAAAGCAUAUAUCAGUGCUGUACAGUGCAUGUACAACGCUCCAUCCCAAUCCGAUUCGGCCCUAGUACCUGGCGCCAGGACCCGCUACGAUGACUUUGUUGCACAACACAUCAACCAGACCACAACAAUCCACGGAACUGGUAACUUUUUAAGCUGGCACCGGUACUUUGUGUACGGUUACGAGAAGGCAUUGAGAGACGAGUGCGGAUACAAUGGCUCCCAGCCUUACUGGAACUGGUUUAGCCAUACAGAAGACCUCACUAAGCACCCUGUCUUCGACGGCACUGCGACGAGCAUGGGUGGAGACGGUUUAUAUGUAAAGCACAACGGAAGUGCGGGUGGCAAAGGCACAAUUGCGCUACCUUCCGGCGCAGGAGGUGGUUGCAUCAAGGACGGUCCAUUCAAGAACCUUCAAAUCAAUCUUGGUCCUAUCUCUCCAUCAAUGGCCGGAGAGACUGCAUCAUCAUCGCCACUUGCCUGGAACCCACGCUGCGCAAAAAGGGAUCUUACCUCCUACGCAUCUUCUACUUGGUUAACCUUUGACAACCUCUACAACGUCACCCUUGGGGCAGCCUCCGAGAAUAUCGGUCUUUUUCAAGAUGAACUUCAGGGGCGCUUUCCUGACGGCUUUCUCGGCAUGCAUGCCGCAGGACAUUUCUCCAUUGGCGGUGAUGGCGGUGAUGUCUUCAGCAGCCCCAACGAUCCUGCUUUUUUCCUACAUCACGCUAUGGUCGACCGUGUAUGGUGGCUUUGGCAGGCGCUGCACCUCAACCAGGCCAAGUCCAUUGCUGGCACGAUUACCAUCUUCAACCAGCCACCUAGCCGAGAUGCCAGGCUUGAUGACCCUAUCCAGAUGAACUACCUUAAUAUGCCAAUCAUAACCAAUGAGGAGAUGAUGAGCACACUAGAUGGAGAACCGUUAUGUUACAUCUAUGCGUAGAGGACAUGUAGUGUGUGUUACUCUUAGUAGUGAACAAAACCCCGACAUCAAAUAGUGUGAGAUGUUUCAAAAGCUGUGUUACUUGAUGAUUUCAAAAGAAAGGCACUAUAUCUGUGUUUAAGA
Alternaria alternata is the source of this 1642-nucleotide messenger RNA. Its product is annotated as Di-copper centre-containing protein. The record is from RefSeq and is a predicted model, not a curated record. Bases 362 to 1519 code for a protein of 385 amino acids. Lineage: Eukaryota; Fungi; Ascomycota; Dothideomycetes; Pleosporales; Pleosporaceae. The transcript has 5 exons. Gene Ontology annotation, molecular function: oxidoreductase activity.